CCUCUUCAUAUAAAGCAAGUUUAUUUUGUCUACAUCUGAAGUCUGCAUUUGGAGCAUCAGCAGGUUUCACUCUGAAAGUGGGACCCUCUGGACCCAAGGACUGUACAAGGACUGUAGCCGUUAGAGUGCUGGUGAACCUGGCAGUGUUUGGAGAACGGGAUGGCAGCGCUGUCGCAGAUGAAGAACUCGGCGGCAGUCGAGGAGUCUUUCGCCCUCUACAAGCGGCUGCUGGGAGAGCAGGUGGUCCUGAAUCCCAGGACAGGGGCAAUUGGAGAGGAGGAGCUUUCUGCCAUUCAUGACGUGUGCCUGCAGGAGGCACUCCAGCUCUUUAAGGCCAACUCCUUCAAGGAUGAAGACGAACGCUAUCAGAAAGAUCUCAUUGAGCGGAUAAAGGAGGUGUAUGAUGGGAAAUGUAGUGAGAACGCAGAGCUCUCCCGCUGCCUCUCAUUACUGCAGCGGCUGUCGGGUAAACUGAAUCACGAUUCCUACCUGAGACCUGGGGGAUAUGGAGCCUACAGGCAGCAGCUGGACUCCAUAGUUCAACUCUACAGAGCUACACCUGGGACAGGUGUACAGGCUGACCAGGUCCUUGAUGCCUUCUUAAAGGACCAACAGGAGAACAUGCAAGUCAUUCGGAGGACUGAGAAAGUUAUGACACAGCGAGAGAACCUUAUGAGGGAGGACAGAGUCUUGGCUGAGAGAAAGCGAUAUCAAGCAGAAGCAGUGGUGGCUCAAAGGAAGAUGGAGCAGAGGUUGGAAGGACGGUUUGUGGACAUGGAGAAGCCAGUCUGUCUGAUUGAGAACACUAGUGCAGGUGAACUACAGGUGAACCAGGAAGCCCUGAAGAUUCUGAACUCCAUCAGGCAGCCUGUAGUGGUGGUGUCCAUCGUAGGGAUGUACCGCACGGGUAAAUCGUACCUGAUGAACAGACUGGCUGGGAAGCAGACAGGGUUCUCCUUGGGCUCCACCAUCCAGUCUGAGACUAAGGGCAUCUGGAUGUGGUGUGUGCCCCACCCUUGCAGAGAUGACCAAGCUCUAGUUUUGCUGGACACUGAGGGUUUGGGGGAUGUGGAAAAGGGAGACCAGGCUAAUGAUAACUGGAUCUUUUCCCUGGCUGUCCUCCUGAGCAGCACGUUCGUCUACAACAGCAUGGGCACCAUCAACAAUGAAGCUGUGAUGAGCCUGCACUAUGUGACAGAGCUAACAGAGCACAUCAAGGUGAAGUCCAGUGAAGCGCAAGAGGGUGAUACAGCUGACGAAUUCCUCCACUUCUUCCCCACCUUCGUCUGGGCUGUGAGGGACUUCACUCUGGAGCUGACGAUGGGCGGACAGGCCAUCACUGCAAAUCAUUACCUGGAGAACUCCCUGAAGCUGGUGAAGGGUAAUUCCAGACAUGUGGUGUCCAGCAACGGCGCUCGAGAAUGCAUCCGGAACUACUUCCCAACGAGGAAGUGCUUUGUGUUUGACCAGCCUGCCUCCAAGGAGAAACUGAGGAUCAUAGACAAACUGACUGAUGCUGACCUGGAGCCGGCCUUUGUCCAGCAGACGCUUGACUUCUGCAGCUACAUUUUCAAACAAUCGAGAGAAAAAACUAUCACUGGAGGGUAUACAGUCACUGGACAGAUGCUGGGGAACCUGGCAGUGACGUACGUGGACGCCAUUCGGCACGGGAGUGUUCCGUGUUUGGAGAACGCGGUGGAGGCGCUGUCUCAGAUCGAGAACUCAGCGGCGGUCGAGGAGUCUUUCGCCCUCUACAAGCGGCUGCUGGGAGAGCGGGUGAAACUGCACACUGAGACUCAGGAGGAGCUCUCCACAGUUCAGGACGGCUGCCUGAAGGAGGCGCUGCAGCUCUUCAUGAAACGCUCCUUCAAGGACGAGGACCAGAGCUACCAGAAAGGUCUCAUGGAGCAUAUAAGAAAAGAGUAUGAUGAGAAAUGUAGAGACAAUGCAGCACUCUCCCAGAGUCACUGCACCGCUCUACUACAACAGCUGUGGAACAAGCUGGACCACAACUCCUUCAUGAGACCUGGAGGAUAUGAAAACUACCGGGUCCAGCUGGACUCCAUCAUUCAAACCUACAGAGCUACACCUGGGAAAGGUGUACAGGCAGAACAAGCUCUGGAGAUCUUUAUGAAGGAGAAAAAUGAUGUGGGUUUAUCCAUCCUGAAUGCGGACAGAAACCUCUCAGAACAAGAGAGGAAGCUGCAGGAGGAGAAAGCGCGUGUGGAGAUGGAGAGAUUUAAGGCAGAGGUGGCCCGUAGGGAACAGGAACACACAGCAAACUUUUUGAAGGCUGCAGAGAGAGCUCACAGAGAGAAUGAAAAGCAACUGAUGCAGAGGAUGGAGAAGGAACGACGUGCUGUCCUUGAGCAGAACCAGAGAGUUCUCAACCAACGGAUGCAGGAGCAGAGAGCGCUGAUUUCAGAGGGGUUCGAGCAGAAAUCCAGGACGAUGGAGGCUCAAAUACAGUCCUUAAAGCAGGAGGUGGCAGCAUCCAGGAACAGGGGGGGUGGGGGGAGCACGUGUGUCCUCCAAUAAAAUCCUGAGGGGUGAAGGUAUGAUCCUGCUUGUCAUAUUUGCCAGUUUACUUAUCAUCAAAUAUAUGAUAAUAGCUCAACCUGCAAAACCAGGAAGCUUUUUGGAGGCAUUAUGGGUGUUGCCAUGGAAACAGGCUGAUGGACAGCUUUUUCACAUCCCCCAGCAACAGUGACUGGGCUCAGCCCCCUGGAGGUGAGGGCAUAUUUGAUAGAUGAGAAAGCUGGAACCUAAUAACUGCAAACUGAUCACAAAAGUGAUUUGUUUGUUGUGUCACCCAGUGGGUGUAAAAGGCAAUGUGCUUAACUGCACUUUUUGUGGUUCCCUGUGGUUUUGGUUUUAAAUGUUACUGUAAACAACACUCCACCCUUCCCCCUUCCAGUUAACUGAAAAAACAAGAAUUUUCAAAAUAACACAAAUAUUCCUAUUCAGUAAAUGUACAAUGUUGUUACAUGGUUUGCAAACCAUUGCUUUAUUAAACAGUUGCAACUGAAAUACAUUCUUACAGUACAAAACAUGUAGAUCUUGUAUUUUUGAGUACACUAACAAACACAUGUAAAAAUGAAAUUCUAUAUCUAUUCAAGGAUUUGAAAGAUGGACAAUAAUUUGCCAAGAGCAACAACUCAUGAAGGAAUAUACCAUACCAACUCUCAUACAAAAGGUUUUUGAAAAGGUAAAAAAAUAAAAAUACCAAGCAUGCCCAGAGAAAGAACAUUCCAUAGUGAUAUACUUAAUGUGUAACAGUUCCAUACAAAUUCAAUGCUCAUAGUUUAUUACACCUGGCGCUCUCAGAAACUCUUGCUAACGGUGUAACAAUGCUGACAGAUCGCUGUAUAUUGGACAGGGAGCACUGCCACUGUGACUGCUUCAGUAUUGCCCUCAGACUAAGGGGGCAGUUCACUGAAAAAUGCAAGUAUGCUUCCACUGUUUUGUCUCUCUCAGCAUUGCCGUGAUGAAGGCUAGCCAUCAAAAUGCAAUUGAGAUUUAAAUAAAGAAAUGUCAUUGCAUUUUCAUUACUUUAAGAA
Conger conger (European conger) is the source of this 3560-nucleotide messenger RNA. Its product is annotated as guanylate-binding protein 1-like. The record is from RefSeq and is a predicted model, not a curated record. The coding region runs from base 160 to 2538 and encodes 792 amino acids. NCBI's taxonomy places the organism in Eukaryota, Metazoa, Chordata, Actinopteri, Anguilliformes, Congridae. The transcript has 15 exons. Gene Ontology annotation, molecular function: GTPase activity; GTP binding.